AGUGUAAUUCGCGCGUCGUGUUUACAAACAGUUGCGAUUCCGGUCUCGCGUAUAAAAAACGGCGUCCGUUGUUCCAAAUUUUAACCAAGUAUAUCAUACGCCAACAAAUGGGUGGCUGCCGGUGCACAUUCCGAAAGUGCGAAAACAGCACGGCGUCCCGGCCGGGGAUGCACUUUUUUCACUUCCCGAUCCGGGACUGGGAACGGCUGGAGAGGUGGGCCGCCUUUGCAGACAAGGAGGAAUUUAAGGAGCUUCCGGUUUCUAAGCUGAAGAACAAGGUCGUUUGUGAGGAGCACUUCCGGAACCAUAUGUUUAUGAAUUAUUUGAGGGAAGGGCUGGUCAAGACUGCCGUUCCGACGCUGGAGGUGCUGGAGAACGGGCAGAUUUGGGAUUUGGAGACGGACGAGGUUGGGGAGAGGGAGGAGUGGGAUGUUCCGGGUGGGAAGAGUGCUGAAAUAAGCACUGGUGGUGACCCGUUGUUGGUUCCGAUCGAGAAUGAUAGUAGUCGGAUGGAGAUUCAGUUUUUGGAUUCGGCGGAGAUCAUUGGGGAUGAUGUGGCGUACGAGGUUCAGCCGGAUCCGAUGUCGUCACAACCGCUGAUAUUGAACAAGGUCCAUAAGGUGAAACCUGUGGUUCCUGUGGCUACUGUGGAGAAGCCACUGCUGCGGAAGGUGGUCAUGAAGCGGAAGAAGGCUCCAGCGAGUGACAUGCCGCGUGCCAAGAUGCAGAUUUUGUCGAUUCAGCGAGUGACUGGUGGUAAGCAGAGCGAUCUGCCUGCGACGCCAUCCCAGAUGCAGCUGUCGGAACCGUUAACGCUGGAGGAAGUCCCUUCGGCUACGAUGCCAUCCUCUUCGACGGAUGUCGCCGAGACGGAGAAGAAUACACCACCGGUGGUGGUGAUUCAGCAGCAACCUCCGCCGGAACCGACCAAGGUGCCGAUCAUCGAUCCUAACAUUUUGGAGAAGUUGGACCAAAAUUCGGUAAAGAUCGACGAGGUCAAAAAGCUGCUGCAGGACGUGUUGGACAGGCCCGUUCCUGAGCCCAAAGUCAUCACCGUUCCUGUUCCCACUCCGGUGGCAGCAGCGCCACCACCGCCACCAGCGACGCCCACCAGGACCCGCUCGCCAUCUCCCAAACCGGAGCGAUCCGGCCCCCACAUGAACAAGGUCCAGCUGUUCAACGGAAUUAAACGGUACCUGAACCCGACGAUGGUCGCGUUGCUGCGAUGUGAAAUGUUUGGCGGAUCGUCGGAACGUGCCUGGAAGCCGGACGAGCGUGCACUGGCCGUGGAGUUGCUGAAUCUCGGCGAGAACGUGUACGACCACUUUUGCGACGAGUUCCGGUUCCGGCUGCCCUCGAAGAAGGACGCUUGCAAGUGGAAGGAACAGAACGAGCUGGACGACGAUGACGCCUCGUAAUUUUAAGGACAAAUAAAAAAACCCUGAUUUUGACUGCUUA
This is a messenger RNA of Culex pipiens pallens (northern house mosquito), 1458 nucleotides long. RefSeq names its product titin. Bases 108 to 1418 code for a protein of 436 amino acids. The record is from RefSeq and is a predicted model, not a curated record. Lineage: Eukaryota; Metazoa; Arthropoda; Insecta; Diptera; Culicidae. The transcript has a single exon. Gene Ontology annotation, molecular function: sequence-specific DNA binding.